Molecule: messenger RNA, 894 nt
Organism: Cercospora beticola
Lineage: Eukaryota; Fungi; Ascomycota; Dothideomycetes; Mycosphaerellales; Mycosphaerellaceae
Product: zinc metalloprotease
Molecular function (GO): metallopeptidase activity
Source: RefSeq, a predicted model, not a curated record
AUGCGUUUGCUGACUUCGACGAUCUUGGGACUACUGGUGUGUUGUACGACUGCGCGCCUUUCAAUAUGCGGUGCCAAGGGUCCGCAAGCGCUACGAAACAAAUACAAUGAAACUGGAGGUGGAGGGCUCUCCCUACUUCCAAUGUGGCCAGAAUUGUUUACAAUCAAAGUCUACUUUCAUAUCAUCACUUCCACAACAGAAGAGCAUGGGCUCUAUCAUCCAUAUAUGCUCGCCAAACAAAUGGAUGUUUUAAAUACAGGCUUCGCUCAUGGGAAGUAUACCCCACUGAGAAGAGCCAAGUUCAAGUUCACCCUCGCAGGUGUGACCCGCACGGUCAACUACAACUGGGCACACGAUAAUCCUAACGACUACAAAACCGAUUGGUCGCCGAAUGAGAAGCAAUACAAGAAAGCGCUUCGAAAAGGUGGCUAUAGCGACGUUAACGUGUACAUCUUGAGCCACAUGCAUGAAGGAGAGCUGCUCGGCAUCGCUACGUAUCCCAGAGCGGAGCCUAUCAGAUGGGCUGAUGGGAUCAUCCUCCUUGCGAGCACGAUGCCAGGAGGAUCCAAGGAAGGAUUUGACCAAGGUAAAACUCUUGUGCACGAGAUGGGCCACUGGUUGGGUUUAUAUCAUACCUUUGGGACGGGCUGUGGAGACGGUCCGUGUAGCUGUGAUGGGCCAGGUGACUACGUCGAUGACACGACAGUGGGAAACCACGUUUAUCGAGGCGAUUGUACUGCGGCCGUCAACAGCUGCCCAGACCAUGUUGGAUACGACGACAUCAGUAAUUACAUGAAUUACGGGAAAGAUGUGUGCGACAUGCACUUCACGGCUCUUCAGGGCCAGAGGAUGCGAGUGCUUUAUGGUAAUUUGCGGUGGAAGAGAUGGGAAUGA